Messenger RNA from Elaeis guineensis (African oil palm), 1303 nucleotides. RefSeq lists its product as uncharacterized. The record is from RefSeq and is a predicted model, not a curated record. NCBI's taxonomy places the organism in Eukaryota, Viridiplantae, Streptophyta, Magnoliopsida, Arecales, Arecaceae.
GCCCCUCUUGGAACGAUAGAAGCCAUGAACUUUCUCUCUUUUAACUCCCUCAUCCCCCGGCCGAGCCCAAGUACAAAACCUGGGUGCAAUGAUUCAUCCAAGGCAGAAAGAAUUUUUAUCUUCGCCUCCCUCAAAAAGCAAAAGUGGAAAGGUAUGAUCAUCAUGCCAUGAUGUGUGAUCAAAGCCAUCUCAGCCCCUCCAAUCUAAUAGCUAGAAAAGGAGUGCAUCCAUUCCCUCUUUAAAAAUAUCCCUCCCGCAUCCGCUCCUUUUCCCCUCUCCAUUCCUCUUCUCCACCUUGAGGGAAUCAUCGUAGAGUUAGAGCAAGCGAGAAGAAAAGAGAUCUAGAAAGAAAGGAAGAAAGAUAGCUAGGGAGAGAGAUACUAAUUGGAAGAAGAGAUCAUGAAGGAGACCAUAAGGUGCUGCAUCUCGUGCAUCCUGCCAUGCGGCGCGCUCGACGUGGUCCGCAUCGUGCACGCCGACGGGCGGGUCGAGGAGAUCGGAGGCACGGUGAGCGCCGGAGAGAUCAUGCAAGCAUACCCUAAGCACGUCAUCCGAAAGCCGCCCUCGGCCGUCUCGGAUGAUGGUGUCGUCCCCAAGGCGGUGAUACUGCCACCAAAUGCCAAGCUCCAGAAAGGGAAGAUAUAUCUCCUCGUGCCGGUGUCGUCGGCGCCGGAGAAGGCCCGGUCGGGGAGUACGACGAGGAGGAGGAGGAAGAAGAGAGAAGGGGAGAGAAAUGGGGUGUUGACCGAUAAGACGAGGCUUCUCGUCAACGAGCGCUACUUGUCGGAGAUCUUGUCGGAGAAGGUGUCGACGCAGAGGGAUAGGCGGCGGGGGAGGGUCGGGGUGUGGCGGCCGCAUUUGGAGAGCAUCUCGGAAUCAAAUGAUUUCUAAAUAUGUUCUUUUUUUUUCUCUUCCUUUUUUUGUUCAAUUCCUCUUUUUCUCUGUGGUCUAUUUUUUGUUUUAAAGCAUCUUCAGUUAAAGCUCCUUUGGAGGUGAUGGAGUCUUUGUAAAGAAAGAUAUGACACCUUUCUUUGCUUCUGCUUUGUUUCAUGGGCUGUAGGUGGUUUCAAGUGAGUCUGGCUGUUUAGUAUUUCUUUUUAUUGCCAAAGAGCAUGGGGGAUUGGUAGUGGGGUGAGGGGAGGCAAUGGGAUGGAAAUACAGAUUGGAGGGGUGAGUUGCUUUGUUGUUUUUGCGAUGAAUUGUUAUGAAGAGAAGAGAGAGAGAAAAUGCUUGGGAGGCCCCACUCCUCCUUUUGUUCAGUAUCUGAAUACAAUAAUGAGUGGAUCAAUCAUAGUUCCAACAA